CAAAGUAAUGGGGAAGAAUAACGUUUUAGUUAAGGUUCAUCUUGAACGGAAAUAUGUUGUUGACAUUGAUAAAAAUAUCGAUAUCACCAAGAUAACUCCAUCAACAAGAGUUGCUCUCCGUAAUGACAGUUAUGUGCUUCAUUUAAUCUUGCCAAGCAAAGUUGAUCCAUUGGUCAACCUCAUGAAAGUUGAAAAGGUUCCAGAUUCCACAUAUGACAUGAUUGGCGGUCUUGACCAGCAAAUUAAAGAGAUAAAGGAGGUUUGCCUCGUGUACCCUUUUACUUUCUGCAUUUAAACUGGUA
Messenger RNA from Quercus robur (English oak), 302 nucleotides. Its product is annotated as 26S proteasome regulatory subunit 8 homolog A-like. The record is from RefSeq and is a predicted model, not a curated record. Gene Ontology annotation, cellular component: proteasome regulatory particle, base subcomplex. Bases 8 to 295 code for a protein of 95 amino acids. Gene Ontology annotation, biological process: proteasome-mediated ubiquitin-dependent protein catabolic process. Lineage: Eukaryota; Viridiplantae; Streptophyta; Magnoliopsida; Fagales; Fagaceae. The transcript is spliced from 2 exons. Gene Ontology annotation, molecular function: proteasome-activating activity.